Molecule: messenger RNA, 2905 nt
Organism: Tribolium castaneum (red flour beetle)
Lineage: Eukaryota; Metazoa; Arthropoda; Insecta; Coleoptera; Tenebrionidae
Product: potassium voltage-gated channel subfamily KQT member 1
Exons: 10
Coding region: 329-2482 (717 amino acids)
Biological process (GO): potassium ion transmembrane transport
Cellular component (GO): membrane; voltage-gated potassium channel complex
Molecular function (GO): voltage-gated potassium channel activity
Source: RefSeq, a predicted model, not a curated record
UCCCUGCGCGAGACCAACAGUUGGUUUUCGGACGCGUUGGAAGCCGCCACCGCCACCGCCGCCGCCGCCGCCGCCACCGUUGCAUUAUUCAGCGCGACCAUUACGAGUUGUUUCGUCGAUAAAUCGGGGGCUCUGCCCCCCGCGCCGCCCUAAUUUGGCGGAGGCGCCGGGAUAAGGGGGCCCGACUCGCGGUAUGACACGGGUUACGGAUGUGGGGCUUUUGCCGCCCAAUUUCGAACUGUGGGCUUUUGGUUGAGGUGAUCACGCACCCCCUCCGACGAUGCCGUCGUGAUGCCUCCGUUCGUGUCGGCCCGGCCCCCGUUCGCAAAUGCUGUCAUUAGUGAUGUUAAGCGAGAUGAAUCGGUCUGAACAGGAAAGCUUGUACCGCACGUCCCGCAAACUGAGCUUGGUGCCGAUCGGCAGCUCGCCGCACGCGGGCGCCCCCUCCGACGACCUGGUGCUGAGCGUGCUGAAGAGUCCCGUGAACCACGUGGCGCGCGAUGAGGAGGCGCCCCAGGUGCCCAGCGAGGAGGACGAGUGCUCCGAGCGCCUGCCCUUCCUGCAGCGCCUGCGGGGCCACCGGCCGCGCUUCGGCGAAGCGCACCACAAGCGCGUCCCGACGCCGCUCAAGCGCAAGCAGCGCUUCCGCAGCCACAAGAACGACGUGGUGCAGCCCGAGGACGUCGUCGACGAGGAGGAGGACGUGGCGGCGCCGACGGACGAGCCCAGGGGCGUCCCCGACCCCUACUAUCCCAUUUAUUUGCCCAUCGAUCAGGCGUUCAAGGCCAAGUAUGUUUUCCACCACAAGAAGGGGAAGACGUGCCAGGAGAGGACGUACGUUUUUCUGGAGCAUCCCGGAGGAUGGCUGUGCUUUAUCUAUCACUUUACUGUGUUUAUGUUAGUCCUCGUUUGCCUAAUAUUCAGCGUGUUGUCAACGAUCGACACGUACCAAAGCUUUGCCAACGAGACCCUUUUCUGGAUGGAGAUUUGCCUGGUGGUUUUCUUCGGCGUUGAGUAUUUGGUGCGGCUGUGGUCGGCAGGCUGCAGGUCAAAGUACAUGGGCUUUUGGGGGCGCCUUCGAUUUAUACGCAAACCCAUCUGCAUUAUCGAUUUAAUUGUAGUGGUAGCUUCGAUUGUAGUUCUAACGUUAGGUUCAAACGGGCAAGUGUUUGCCACGUCGGCUAUCCGCGGAAUUCGCUUCCUGCAGAUUUUGCGGAUGCUCCACGUGGACAGGCAAGGGGGCACGUGGAGGCUGCUGGGUUCAGUUGUGUUCAUACAUCGACAAGAAUUAAUAACGACUCUUUACAUCGGAUUUCUGGGCCUAAUUUUCAGCAGUUAUUUCGUUUAUUUGGCGGAGAAGGACGCUGUGGGUGCUGAUGGAAAAAAUACGGGGGAUUUUUCGAGUUAUGCGGAUGCGCUCUGGUGGGGGGUUAUCACUGUUACGACCAUUGGAUAUGGGGACACUGUGCCCAGGACUUGGAUGGGCAAGAUUGUAGCGUCGUGUUUUAGCGUCUUUGCCAUAUCUUUCUUCGCUCUUCCAGCCGGCAUCCUCGGCUCGGGCUUCGCCCUCAAGGUGCAGCAGAAGCAACGCCAGAAGCAUUUCAAUCGGCAGAUUCCUGCCGCCGCCAUGCUCAUCCAGUGUUUGUGGCGGUGUUACGCCGCCGACAAAAGUUUCAAUUCGAGGGCAACGUGGCAGAUUUAUCUCAAGGAUACGAACGGCUUCACCACCAACAACUCUUCCAGUGGGAGCGGCACCAAUUGUAACAUACCUCUUUCCAAGUCCCUGAUGUUGCAGGUGGCUAAGAAAGCGUCCGUUUUGAAACGUCGGAAAUCGCGGAAUCGCAUGGAGGCGCCUGGAACGCCACAGGGCGACACCCCCGUCCAAGCAGUCGCCCCCAAUGCACCCUCCAGGUGCGAGUCCGAUUCCGACGUUGUUUUCUACAUGGAGGAGCCUAAAGCCGGCACCCCAAACCGCGUCCGCCGAGGCGAACGUGAAAGCUCCCGUGGAGCCGUCUUUACCAGCCAGACCAGCACCGUCACGGAGGCCGCCAGCGACGACAUCGACGACCUCGACGGCGAGCUCCCCCGGGUGACACAACUCACAGAAGCCCACAAGAACGCCAUCCGAGCGAUACGAAAAAUCAAAUAUUUCGUCGCCAGACGCAAGUUCCAGCAGGCGCGCAAGCCCUACGACGUGCGGGACGUCAUCGAGCAGUACAGCCAAGGCCACCUCAACAUGAUGGUCCGCAUCAAGGAGUUACAGCGACGGCUGGACCAGACGCUGGGCAAACCUGGGAGUUACCUAGCGGGGAUCGAUCGCGUUGGAAACGUCAAACCCAUGACGGUGGGUGCGAGACUGUACCGAGUGGAACAGCAGCUGGGGACCAUGGACAAGAAGCUGGACGCCUUAACUCACAUUCUGAACUCGUUGGCACAAAAAAAUCAAGCUGCGCCACUUAGGUCGAUCGAAGAUGAUGUCUGAGCAAUAAUCUUGCAACUACAUAUCCAGUGGGAUUGGCUAACUUACUGUACAUAUGAGUAGUUUAAGGGAAUUUAGUCAAUAUUCAAAACUAAGCAUGGUAUUAUGGGGCACACGUGUAAAUUGAUCAAGGAUCAAUUGUAAUAUAAUUAUAUUUUUAGCCACUUUUAGAUUAUUUCCAUAUCUAUAUCUAGACCGUGCCUAUUUACUAGAUUUAUAUGAGAAUUAAAAUAGGGAGCGUACGAGCGGUCUCGAACACAUGCAGGCGUUUUUCAUAACGGAAUCAAAAUUUCAUGUUGCAGACAAUCGUUACGAGGUAAGUUAGGGAUAAGAUUUGAUGCAAGACAAGGUAGGUUUGGUUUCACAUGAAAUUAUUAUAAAACAACCUCUCUGAUAGAGCUCUUUUCUCAAAAAAAAUAAAUAAAA